GUAAUAUUGCAUAAUUGUAUCGUUGGGUUCGACUCCACUAUUCCGAGGAGCCCUAAGUACUGUGAGGCGGUCCAUCAGCCAUGAGUGGCGAGGGAAAGUUUGCCGGAGUUCCACAACGUCACCGGAGAAAGGAUUUUCAGGUUUGGAGAAGACUCUCCGCUAUUGGAUUUUGUCUCUAAUUCUGAUUUGGUUCUGUGGAUCAACAAAAUGGAAGGACCACCACCUUACAAAAAUAUUCAACAAAAUGAUUUUUCAUAUCGAAAGCACAAGAAGCAGAAAGAGGAGGAUAUUGCUAUCUGCAAUUGUAAAUAUGAAGCUAAUGAUCCUGACAGUGCAUGUGGAGAGAGGUGUUUGAAUGUAUUAACCAGCACAGAAUGUACACCUGGCUACUGUCCCUGUGGUGAUUAUUGCAAGAAUCAGAGAUUCCAGAAAUGUGACUAUGCUAAAUCAAAGUUGUUCAAAACUGAAGGACGUGGAUGGGGUCUUCUUGCUGAUGAGAAUAUUAAGGCUGGGCAAUUUAUAAUUGAAUAUUGUGGCGAAGUAAUCUCAUGGAAAGAAGCAAGGCGGAGGUCCCAAACAUAUGAAAAUCAAGGUGUGAAAGAUGCAUUUAUCAUAUCCCUCAAUGCCCAUGAAUCAAUUGAUGCUACUAAAAAGGGAAGCCUUGCUAGGUUCAUAAACCAUUCAUGCCAACCCAAUUGUGAGACAAGGAAGUGGACGGUUUUGGGAGAACUAAGGGUUGGGAUAUUCGCAAAACAAGAUAUUCCUGCUGGAACAGAGCUAGCUUAUGAUUAUAACUUUGAAUGGUAUGGUGGUGCUAAAGUUCGCUGCCUCUGUGGUGCAGCCUGCUGUUCUGGAUUCCUUGGGGCAAAGUCUCGUGGUUUCCAGGAGGAUACAUAUCUCUGGGAAGAUGAUGAUGCCAGAUAUUCGGUUGAUGAUAUCCCUCUUUAUGAUUCUGAAGAGGAUGAGCCUGCUACCAAUCUCCCCAAGAAUUCCCAUUCCUCGAAACAUGAAUCUAAUACAGAAGUUAAGCAUGAUUACUCCAUGACAAGUGGUGAUGGUUCAGCUUCUGAGCAUUAUUCGCAGUCUACUGCACUUGCAGUUGAGCAACUUGGUUCUAUUAAAAUGGAGGGUAUUGCAGUAAAUGAAGCAAGCAUAGAAGUAAACGAGGAGAAAAAAUUGUACUUGCAGGACACUAGCCAAAUGUUUGCCCAUAAAAAUGCAAUGAUAUCUCGUAUACGGAGUAAUACUCCAUGUCGGAAUUAUCACAUAGCACCAAGCCCUAAGCCAAAGAAAAGAUCAGCACGAUAUCGAACCAGAAGACCAAAACGUCUUGCUCAGAAGCAAGUAGAUGCAAAACUUGUUGUACAACUACUAGGGUCAAAGGAAGCACAAGAAGAGGUCUUCACCAAUGAGGGAAAAAAGAAGCAAGCCACUUCUCAACUUGAGUCUCUGUAUAAUGAAAUACGUCCUGCCAUUGAAGAACAUGAGAGAGACAGCCAAGAUAGUGUGUCAACCAGUGUGGCAGAGAAGUGGAUUGAAGCCAGCUGCUUUAAACUGAAAGCAGAGUUUGACCUUCAUUUGUCCAUCAUCAAGCAUGUUGCUUGCAGUACCCGAAGAGCAGGGAAUAGAGCAACUCCUGAAGGAAUGGAGAAUGAACAUGGCAUGAAAUAUUUGACAGAUCAAUAAUUUCAACGUGCAGCUAACAGGUGAAACAAUAAACUCUAUUGCCUUGAAUAAUUUGGAUUGGUCAUAAAAUUUGAUUGCAGUAACUCAAUUGCCUUGAGUAUUUGGAAGGACAGCAAUAAUGUCCUAAGGUCAGCAAGAGUGUGCACUUCAAUCCUCACAAUCUAGUCUGGAAUCUUGAGUAUUGACAUUAAAAACUUAUCUUAUUAGGGCCGGUGGUGGUGGUGGUAGUAAUUAUCAACUUUUAAUUUCUGUCAUUGGGGUUAUUAGAAACUUUUGAGUACACCAAUAGAAUCUUGAUUCUUGAUUUCUUUUCUCAUUGCGGGGUGAUUACAACUUUUCUCUCAGUCGAGGAAAUGCUCCUAAAAAUUUGGUUGUACAAAACAUUCUUAUUGGCAUAUAAUCUCUUCUUUCAACUACCAGUGAACCAUUUCAUUAUUUUCUAACCAUUUUGUUUAACCUGUAUAUUCUUCUGCGGGAGUAAGUAAACAAUGUCAAUGCUUGAAAUCUGUCGCCCUAUGGACAGUGACUCAUGAAAAGGAUUCAUCAUUCAGUUGUCGUA
Molecule: messenger RNA, 2245 nt
Organism: Nelumbo nucifera (sacred lotus)
Lineage: Eukaryota; Viridiplantae; Streptophyta; Magnoliopsida; Proteales; Nelumbonaceae
Gene: ASHH1
Product: SET domain group 26
Cellular component (GO): nucleus
Molecular function (GO): protein binding; histone methyltransferase activity
Source: RefSeq, a predicted model, not a curated record